AUGAGUGGAUUUUCUGUCAACCUCCUCGGCUUGAGGAUCUUCAUUUCUUGCAUAGGACUUGUGGGUAACGUAUUUCUCAUCCUCUCCAUCCUUAAGACCAAGUUCUCCCGAGUGAAGUCCUUUGAGUUCUUUCUGCUGGGACUGGCCACGGCCAACCUAGACGAGAUUGUCAUCAUGAACAUCUACGACACUGUUUUUCUUGAGGGUUACUUCAUCAUCACGAGCACAUGGCCGUGUCGCAUUCUCAAGUUCCUGACUAUGUUCGGGGAAAUCAGCAGCAUCCUCUUCACUGUCCUCAUCAGCAUCUACCGCUACCAGAAGCUGCGAGACGCCAGCACGAGGGUCAGUCUCCCGAUCUGUCUGGACAGCAUCAGGACAGCGUGGUUGGUGAGCGGGGUUUGUGUGGUGCUCUCGUUGCUGCUCAGUGUCCCCAUUUUUGUCAUAAACCUGCAAGGCCCUGCGGACAAUGUGACGAGAGACAAAGGCAGCUGCCCGCCAGACUUCUUUCAGUGUGGCAAACAUUUCUGUCCCCUAAUCAACCGCUUCUACAAAUACCUGUCCAUCAUGAUGUGCUACCUGCUGCCUCUCAUCAUUGUCACAGGCACCGGCUGCCUCAUCAUCAAAGUGCUGCUGAGCCAGAGGAAGCGGGUGACAUCCGUGACGAGCGUGAGCGUGUCGAGCCAGACCAGAAAGAAGAGUAAAGGUCCGGGGCGUCAGCGCAGCGUGAUAGCUGUGCUGGCCGCUAUGGGGUUGUUCCAAGUAGACUGGACUCUCUACCUGAUCUUCCAGCUGGCUUUCAUCCCCACUGACUUUCCUUUUUGGGAAGAAAUGGAGUUCUUCAUCUCAACUUCUUACACAUCCAUCAGUCCCUAUGUGUACGGGAUAGGAAACAAUCUGUUCUCUCUGAAAAACUUUAUGAGGAAGUGA
Molecule: messenger RNA, 927 nt
Organism: Hippoglossus stenolepis (Pacific halibut)
Lineage: Eukaryota; Metazoa; Chordata; Actinopteri; Pleuronectiformes; Pleuronectidae
Product: cysteinyl leukotriene receptor 2
Exons: 1
Coding region: 1-927 (308 amino acids)
Biological process (GO): neuropeptide signaling pathway
Cellular component (GO): neuron projection; membrane
Molecular function (GO): neuropeptide binding; G protein-coupled receptor activity
Source: RefSeq, a predicted model, not a curated record